This is a messenger RNA of Paramecium pentaurelia, 2237 nucleotides long. The record is from the annotation of a GenBank genome assembly. NCBI's taxonomy places the organism in Eukaryota, Ciliophora, Oligohymenophorea, Peniculida, Parameciidae.
AUGUUUUACAGCAGAUCAAAUCCAAAGUUAUCAGAUUGUUAAAAUAAACUAAAUACAUCAUCAUAUUCAAGUAAAUCACGUGGAUCUUUUAAAGAAAUUUCACCUGAAACUAGAAGUAUAACCUAUACAAUUAUAUUAGAUAUUACUCCUAAUAAUCAAAAUAGACCAUUAACUGCUAGAAAUGAAUACACAAAUCCAUCUAAAGUGAAAUAGUUACUAAAUAAUUUGAUACAAGGUGAUUAAAACAAGACCUCUACACAAUUAUUUGGAUAAAGCUUAUUUCAAAAAAAAUAAAUUGAUAGCAGAUCAAGUAGAGGUGAUAGUUUAUGUAAAUUAAUAUUGAUUUUCAUAGUGUCUAGUAGAAUAAGUAAUUUUGGAAAACAGAAUGUAAAGUCACCUUAAAAUAAUGAAACUUUUCUAAAAUCAGCCUUCAUAAUUCCAGAUACAAGUAGAGAUUAAGAUAGGAAACCAUAUCAAAAUUUAUAUUACUAAUCUAAUAAACAAAAUGAUUCUAAUAUAUCUUAAUCAAAAUCAAAUAAAAACUCAAAAUUGCUGACAAUUUCAUAAAUUGCUCAAUAAUGUAAAAAAAACAGUAUUACUCCAACAAGAUAAAAUACAAUAAAUAAUGAAAAUGUUAAUAACUAAAAUAAUAUAAAUUAUAAAGCAAAUAGCAAUUAAAAAAAUAAAUAAUAAUAAACAUUUAUUGCUUAAGUAUGCAGUAAUAAAAAAAAGUAAUUUUAUUAAUGUAUUCUUAGUCCUACAACAUAUAUGGAAACAUUUAAUAUUUUAAAAUAGAAACUUGAUAAUAAUAAUAUUUAAUCAAAUUAGACAUCAGGAAAGAAACAAAAUGAAAAAUCAAUUAAUGUUUCACCUCUCAAAUCUCCAAAAUCUAAAAUAGAAAAUACAAAAUAAACACAUAUUUAAAUUAUUGAUGAUGUCACUUAAUAAAAUAUUUAUAAAUCACUUUUGUAAAAAGAAUAGAUAUGGAAUGAUAUAAUCAUUUUAAUUGAUAAUCCUAAUUAAAUGACUUUGGCAACAAAGUGUACUUAAUUAUAAAAAUUAAUCAGAAUCAUUAGUGAAAAACAUCAUGUAUAAUUUAUUAUUAUAUUCUAAGAGUGAAUAUUUAUUUAGAAUUGAACCUCAAAUACUUGAAAUAUUUUUGUUUGAAUCUUUUGCAUGUUAUUUAUUAGUUAGUGAUUACUUACAAGAUUAAAUUAAUGAAGAUCAAAAUAUAAAGAAUUUAAUUUAGUAUAUAAUUAAUAGCAAUCUCUAUGUAUUGUAAGUAUUAGAGAAUGUGACUAAUAAUUCAUUAAAUUUGAAUUUAUUAAAAUAGAGAAUAGAUUUAAGAACCUUUAAUGUUCGUAAGGUUUGUCCUAAAGGGAAACAGGCAUUACAAAAGAACAAUUUUAUCAUUAAGUCAAUUUUGGGAUUGAUGUACUUUAUCUAAUCAAUAUAAAAGUCCAAAAGGAUUGACGAAAUAACACGCCCCGAAAUUUUUAUGAUUUUAUCCAGAAUUACCACUAAUCCAGAUCAAUAUAUAUUGUAAUUGAAAAAAAUAAAUUCUUAAAUUGAACAAAUUAUGCCACUUGAUUUGGAAAGAGCUUUGGCAGCCUCAAAUAAAGACUAUACUUUAGUGUUAGAUUUAGAUGAAACAUUAGUUCAUUAUCAAGAAGUAAAUCAAUACAAUAUUAAAAAAAAAGUUUCCAAAAGGAGGAGGAUAGUUUCUAGUAAGACCUUAUGCAGAAGAAUUUUUAGAUUAAUUGUCUAAAUAUUAUGAAAUAUUUAUAUUUACAGCAGCACUUCCAGAUUAUGCUAAUUUUAUAAUUGAUAUUAUUGAUAAGAAGGGAGUGGUUAAAUAAAGAUUAUAUAGAGAUAAAACUAUUUUUAAAGAUUAAGUUUAUAUAAAGGUAUUUAAUAAAAUUAUAUAUUUAAAGGAUUUAUCAAUUCUAAAUCGUAGUUUAGCCAAAGUUAUAAUAGUUGAUAAUAUGCCAGAAAAUUUUUAAUUGCAACCUGAAAAUGGUAUUUACAUUUAAAGUUGGUUUGGAGAUACUAAAGAUAAAGCAUUAAAAGAUUUGUAACCUUUGUUAGAAUGUAUUUCUAUAAUAAAAUAUACUUAGAAAUAGCCAUAAAAAAAUGUAAAGAUGUAAGAGUAGCAUUGAAUUAGUUUAGAGAACAGAUGAUUGAAAGAGUUUAAAUGGGAAUUAAAAAUCCAUAUUAAUAUCUUUAAUUAAAUUGAA